Messenger RNA from Kazachstania africana CBS 2517, 972 nucleotides. It is a transcript of the gene ARG3, whose product is annotated as ornithine carbamoyltransferase. NCBI's taxonomy places the organism in Eukaryota, Fungi, Ascomycota, Saccharomycetes, Saccharomycetales, Saccharomycetaceae. Gene Ontology annotation, cellular component: mitochondrion. Bases 1 to 972 code for a protein of 323 amino acids. The record is from RefSeq and is a predicted model, not a curated record. Gene Ontology annotation, biological process: L-citrulline biosynthetic process. The transcript has a single exon. Gene Ontology annotation, molecular function: amino acid binding; ornithine carbamoyltransferase activity.
AUGACACAAAUGCCAAUCCGUCACUUAAUUUCCAUCAAAGAUCUAACUUCCCAAGAGUUGGAAGCUUUAGUUAAUAAGGCCCAAUACUAUAAGACCAUAUUCAAAAAUGGUGAUCCAAAUGAUUUCCAAGCAAAUCACAUCAAAUUGUUAGGCAAGACCGUUGCUUUAAUCUUUAGUAAGAGAUCAACAAGAACUAGAGUCUCUACUGAAGGUGCUGCAUCUUUCUUCGGUGCCCAACCAAUGUUUCUAGGUAAAGACAAUAUCCAACUCGGGGUAAAUGAAUCUCUUUACGAUACCGUCAAAGUUGUCUCUUCAAUGGUCUCUUGUAUCUUCGCAAGAGUAAAUUCCCACGAAGAAAUCCAAUCACUGGCAAAAUUUUCAAACGUCCCAAUCAUCAACUCAUUGUGCGAUACAUAUCAUCCACUACAAGCCAUUUGUGAUAUGUUGACGAUAAAAGAACAAUUCACAGAUGACCUCACAAAUGUCAAAGUUGGUUGGAUUGGUGACUCAAAUAACGUCAUUAACGAUAUGUUAAUUGCAUGUCUAAAAUUGAAAAUGAACGUCUCUGUUGCCAUCCCAGAAGGUAUUGAAAUGAACUCCGAUAUUAUACAUGCAGCUUCUCAGGUUUCAGAAGAAAAUGAGACCUCCUUUGAAGUUACGCAUGAUCCAAAGAUUACUGCUAAAGAUGCAAACAUACUAGUUACAGAUACUUUUAUUUCAAUGGGUGAAGAAAAGGAAAAGGAAACAAAAUUAAACCAAUUUAAAGGUUUUCAAAUCAAUAGCGAAUUAGCAUAUAUGGCCGACGCUAAUUUCAAAUUUAUGCACUGUCUACCAAGACACAAGGAAGAAGUUACUGAUGAUGUCUUUUAUAGUCCAAACUCUAUCGUUUUCGAACAAGCUGAAAAUAGAUUAUACGCUGCCAUGGCUGCAAUUGAUAUCUUCGUCAUCAAUAAAGGUAACUUCAAUGCUUAA